UUCCAGAUUUCUCCUGAUGACAGUGAUACUGUUUUUAUGUUAAAGAAAUUAAGUCGUGCAAAAACAAAAACCGAAUUUAUUGAUACAUUUGGAAAAUUACACGGACCAUGGGCAUUUAUUUAUUGGCAGGAAAAUGAGAAAACUUUAUGGUUUGGACGUGACAUUUUUGGACGUAGAAGUUUACUUUGGGGUUGGAAAACGGAAAUGAAAUUACCUUUUUCCAUAAGUUCAGUGGCUGUUUUAAAUAAUUGCAUUAAUCAUUGGGAAGAGAUUCCAGCAACAGGAAUAUAUUCCAUUAAUUUCAUGGAAAAUGAAUUUAAGAUUUCUCUUCAUCUAUGGAACAAAAUGCCAUCUGGACUUAUUAAAUCAGUAAGCAGUAAUCAAUUAGAAUCUAUAUUAAAUAUAAGUGUGGAAUCAGAAAGCAUUCAGUCACCAAUUAAUGAAAUAUUAAAUAAAACCUCACCUUCAGAAGAAAACUUGAAAUGUUUCUCUGAAAUUCACAAUGAUGACAAUAAAAGGAGAGAUCUUAUAAAUGAAAAAAAUAAUACUAAAGAUAUUUUAUGUGUUUUGUGUAAUAAUCUACAUUGGAAAAAUAUAAUAAAUGAUUUUCUAGAAGUUUUGAGUAAAGCAGUAGAACAAAGAGUAAAAAAUCAUCCUUUCAUAUGCAGUGAUUGCUUAAAAAACUCAACAAGAAAUCAAAAUUGUGAACAUGCAUCUGUGGCAGUAUUGUUUUCUGGUGGUUUAGAUUCAACAGUACUUGCUGUUAUUGCUAAUAGAUACAUUCCAGAAAAUGUACCAAUUGAUUUAGUGAAUGUUGCCUUUGAACAUGAAAGAAAAGCUAAUAAUAGAUCCAAAAAGAAUCAUAAAAAUGAUUCUCAGCGUAGUGUAAACACUAAUUUAUACAGUUUUAAUACACCUGAUCGAAUUAGUGGAAUAACUGCUUGGAAUGAAUUGAAAGUGUUAUAUCCGCAAAGAAAAUGGAAUUUUGUUGAGAUUAAUGUAACAAAAGAUGAAUUGAAAAAUGAAAGAGAAAGAUAUAUUCGACACUUGAUCUAUCCUUUAUCGACUGUUAUUGAUGAUAGUAUAGGUUGUGCUUGUUGGUUUGCAGCUAGAGGAAGAGGAUUUUUAAAAUUAAGUGAAACUUCUAGUAUCGUUUAUACAAGUCCUGCAAGAAUAAUUUUAGUUGGAAUGGGAGCUGAUGAACAGUUAGCUGGAUAUUCCAGACAUAGGAAUAAAUUCAAAUUGAAUUUAUGCAUAGACUUUCAUUAUAAUCUAAAAAAAUCUGAAUUAGAAAGUUUCAUUUUAAAAAAAUCUAAUUUAUUUCUUAAUAGAGUCAUUGCAGAUCAUGGAAAAGAAUCCAGAAUUCCAUUUUUAGAUGAAAACGUUGUAUCAUUUUUGAAUAAUUUACCAAUUUGGUUCAAGGCAAAUUUAUUAUUACCCAGAGGAAUAGGUGAGAAGUUAUUAUUGAGAUUAUUAGCUGAAUAUUUAGGAUUAAAUAGUGUAAAACAUUUACCAAAAAGAGCUAUACAGUUUGGAUCAAGAAUUGCUCAUUCAGAGGACAAUAAAGAAAAAGGAUCUGAUAUUUGCCAUCGGAUAAAAUAAUUUAGAUUGUAAAUAAAAUUAUAUUUAUAAAAAAAGACUAUUAUAUAUGAAUUUUUUAUGAAUAAACAU
Messenger RNA from Centruroides sculpturatus (bark scorpion), 1671 nucleotides. Its product is annotated as asparagine synthetase domain-containing protein 1-like. Lineage: Eukaryota; Metazoa; Arthropoda; Arachnida; Scorpiones; Buthidae. The annotation marks the transcript as partial. Gene Ontology annotation, molecular function: asparagine synthase (glutamine-hydrolyzing) activity. The record is from RefSeq and is a predicted model, not a curated record. The transcript is spliced from 9 exons.